UCUGCUUAUGGUGCUGGUUAAUUAUCAUUAUAAGCAGUCAUGAGCAUGAAUAUCCAUAUCGAUUUCCAACAAUAUUCACAAUAUCCUUCAUGCGUUGACCUUUUUAGUUUAUACUGAUCAUAGUGCAAUCAUGUGAUUCCCUUUUAUUACUUCAGCAAUGGCCAAAAAACCAUCAGUGACAAUGAUGAAAGUAUUAAGAUAUAUAUAGUAAUUUAAAAACCCUACAAUAUGCUAUGAUUAUUGUUACAAAGCAUAAUUAAUAUUUGAGUGCUUAUGGAUAUGAUAUAUAAUCUGAUUUUAACGUAUUUGUGUAUGUAUGUAUAUUAUAUGAAGGACGUUUUUAGAAAGUUUUGCCCAAACUUUAUAUUCCAAUGACAUUGUUAUAGUUAGAUGUGACUAUGCAAACACACUCUCUGUGAUUUAUUUACUCAAAAGAGUAACUAUUCUAUAACCAUCAUGUAAAUAACUGCCUCAUGGUCAAACAUAUUUUCUACAGGGUUUUAAAGCCCAGUUAGCAGCAGAGCUGGUCCUAAAACAUACUUACAGUUUAGACUGAGAGGUUCCUCUACUCAAAAAAAGAAAAUAGUACGGUGUGUAAACAGUGGAGUCUACUGUUUAUACACCGUUUUUUUUUUCACCAGCAGCUGCAUUUACAUAAAGAGCAUAAUGUCACCAAACAUCUUAAGAAGGUGUGGACAAAAUAAACUAUUUAAAUCAUGCACUAGCCAUACCACAAUAUUAAAAAACAUGAUAAUACAAAUACAAGUUCUUGCACUCAGAGCUUAACCUUCAAAAAUAAGGAUAGUAGGGGUAUAGUUGAUGCACUAAAUGUUUACUCAGCAGCAGUGCAGUCAAAUGUGGUAUGAGACAAUGGAUUAUCUCUUUAUCAAGACUAACUACAGCAAUGUUUAAGAGUAAAAUAUAUCAGUCUGAAAAGUAAAUAGCAUAUUAAAUGUAUAAAUUCUUGGAAAGCUUCAGUGAAUGUUCCUCACAGUUCAACACAGAGCUUGAAUAAACAUACUUUUUCUACUUAGUUUGCAGUAGCAAAGUAACUUCCUGAGUUUACAGAGUAAACUAUAGUUUUUGUAUUUUUUCCCUGUUGGUUUGAAAACAUUUCCAAAGUUAUAAGCCACAACGUUUUUUUCCUUUCGUUCAACAUUAAGUGAUCAAACCAGUCGAGCAGCUAUGGGAGGCGUGUUAUAGUGAUACUUUGGAUUGUCCUCUCGCGGUGCACUAGAGUGCAAAGGUAUGUGGGUUAUUAUGAGCGGAGGUGGUAAACUUGUUUAUCAAGGCAGAGUCUACUGAGAGCUACAUUACACAAUCAAGGAUCUCUGCCAAACCGACAUAACAAGAACAAUUAAUCAAAUGUAACAAAUUGUUGCCAACAAACCACAUGAAGUGUCAACUGUGGUUAAAAAGCAGCUCUGUUUAUGAAGCUACUUUAACUCAGUGUUCAAGGUGGAGUUACUUUUUAAACAAAGUAGUUGAGGACUUUGAGCUGUCUAUGUUGUUCUGGUUAUAGUGUAAUGAGGAAUUCAGUCAGAGCAGGAAGUCUCAAUAUGAUGUGCUUUUUAACAAGGUGAAGGACUGUGCUGUGACUGAGCAAGAGUGAUAGAGAAAGCGGGAAAGAGAGAAAAAAGGGAGGGAGAAAGGGAGGGACGUACCUUGAAGAAAGACAGUGACGUACUUCAUGAUUCCUUUUUACAAUGACUCAAAUAACACAAGGUGUACAGGUAAUCUGAGGAGAGGAGCGUACUUUCGGUGGUUUAUUAAACUCAGCUGGGACUAAAGGUGAAACCAAUCAAACUCAGCUAACCACGUCUCGAUUCCCUUCAUGCUGAUGUGCAGUUUGAUCAAGAACAUGUUAAAGUUAAAUGGCAUCCUAAAGUCACAAUGAGGAAGAAGACACUGGACUCGUUUAAAAAGGUUGUGAUGUUGCUCCUGGACAGAGAUGUUUGGUGAAAAAUACUGUAGGACUCCAUUGGAGUGUCCUCAGUCAAAAUGCUUCAUACUGGAUGGACCAUUUGGUGCGUUUUACUGACUCUACACAUAUCAGCCUGCCAUCUGGAGAUUUCUGGAUAUGACAGCGACAGAGUCAUUUGCUCCGAGGGUCUCUCUAAUUGCACCAUGAAGGAUGAGAUGCCUUUUAAUGUACAAGAGGAAAAUGCUGUGGUUGUCCAAAACCUGACUCCAUAUUUUAAGCUCUGCUGCAGGGACAGGGCGCCGUGUGUAUUAUGUCUGAUUAUAGAAACAGAGAUCAACAUUCAUCCGGGUGAAGCCCAGGAGGAUGAAGGCCACUCUGGAAAUGGAGAAGAGGAUGAUGGGGAGGAAACAGAGAGGAAUUUUAAAGCGUCUGUGACGGUAUGCUACUGUGCAGCUCCUGCCAUGUCCAUGUGCAAGAAGGUGGAGUUUACGGUUAACCGUGCAGCUCUUUCUCAUGAAAAGCAGUCAAAGAUUUCUGUGGUGAUUAUUGAGCCACUUGGGGUUUCCUUCAGCAGUCGUGUGAUUGUUUAUCCUAAAGCUUCACCUCUGAGACAAGAAGUUUCUGUUCCUUCUCUAGAUGAUGUUUGCACCCAGGAGCAGCAGGAACGUCCAGACGAAUGCCAUGUGCCCAAGCUUAUCAGUGUUAUCAACAAAGAGAUGAAUCGGAUGGAGCUGCAGUUUGAUGGCAGGAAUAAGAGCUUCCCCUCUGUGUGCAUCCAGUAUGAGAAGAAUGGAAGGUGUCAGGGAUGGAACAGGACGACCAUCCCACUGUAUUCUGUGACCCCCUGCAUUUGUCUCCAGGUCUGGGAUGAGGAUGUGGAUGGGCAGAGGUCCAGGCGCUCUCACAGUUGCCCUUUCACUGACACAGAUGUAUUCCAAAGGAACGUAUGGCAGAAUGUGUCAGUGUCUGUGGGCCCGGGUCAGAUGAACAACCUCCGCCCAAUGCUGUGGUGGAACCUGUCCGCACCCUGCAGGCUGGAGGGGGAGGUGUGGCCCUGCAAGAAGGAGAGCAGCUGCAGGGAAAUGAAGGGCUUUAGACAGCAGCUGUCAAAUGGCACAUGGAAACAAAACAGCAAGGGACAGUGGAAGAAAACAGGGGUGUUUGAAGAAAUCAACCUGAAGCUCUCACCAUGUGUGAUGGUGAAGGUAAAGGGAAUGGAUCGGGAGCUGGGUCCAUUCUGUUUUGAAAACACUGACAGGUGGCACUGGAGUCUCCUGAUUGUUGGUAUCAUGCUGCUCCUUUGCUUGACUGUGUUAAUAUCUUCAUAUCUUCUCCGGCAUGACUUUGUGAAGAAAUGGGUGUGGAGCUGGUAUCAUGGCGGAUUUGUACAGAUUGGCAUGAAGUGUCAUGUGGUGUUGCUGAGCCCCCCAGAUGUGGAUGACGGUGUUUCGGAGUCAGUGUGUCGGCUCGGCUCACAGCUCUCUAACCAGGGCUUCAGCGUGUCUGUGGACCAGUGGAGCAGGAAGGAGCAGUGCACUCUGGGGCCUCUGCCAUGGCUGUACUCCCAGCUGCUGGAGCUGAAAAGCCUGGGCGGCCGAAUUGUGAUUGUGUUGACCCACAAAGCCUUAGAGCGAGUAAAAACAUGGACCCACCAGAACCAAGGGGUUAUCAAGAUGAAGAGGGAAGACAUGGGUUUUCCUCAGAAGUCUUCCCCUUACUCUGAUGUGUUCACAGCCUCUCUGUGUCUCAUCCAAGCGGACAAGCAGCUGGGCAGAGCUGCAGAACGUUUUGUUCUUGUGACAUUUGACCCCAAUUCAAGCAUUGACAGGAGUCUACCAGAGCUUCUUCAGGGGCUGCGCCUGUUCCAGCUUCCCUCUCAGACCCAGGCAUUCUUGUCUGAGCUCGCCGUAGUGGGGGCGGGGAAGGGAUCAGGGAAGGGAUCAGGUAAAGACAUGGGCCCUUUCUCAUUUAAUCAAAUCCCCCUCCUCGACUCCUUGACUCCUCGGUCCUCCGGUAGUGACCCGGAAAUGAAUUUUAGUGCGCUAUGUUGAAGGACAUCUCAUUUCUCUAAAUGCACUUCGAGGACCGAGGAUCGAGCGUCGAGGAGGCU
Molecule: messenger RNA, 4034 nt
Organism: Gymnodraco acuticeps
Lineage: Eukaryota; Metazoa; Chordata; Actinopteri; Perciformes; Bathydraconidae
Gene: il17rc
Product: interleukin 17 receptor C
Exons: 15
Coding region: 2002-3975 (657 amino acids)
Molecular function (GO): interleukin-17 receptor activity
Source: RefSeq, a predicted model, not a curated record